GUGUUUAACAAUCCAGUAAUUUACGUCAACUAAAAAUGAAAAAACAUUUUAUUAUUGAAAUUGAUAACUAGUAUUGUAUGUUAUUGGGUCUUUAAAAUAGGGUGAAUAAUGAACAAUUAUUUCGAGGGAAAGUUACAAUUCAUUUUUGAAGGCGCUGUAAUCGUGACGCACGGAAACUAACAAUGGCGUAUUCGGUGAACAUCUCUGUGGAAGCACCGAUCGAGAAUCAGAUCCAAGAAAUUACGUACGAUGGUCAGGAAAUUUAUCAGGCACCCCUUACAUUGUCAGAGAACCUGGCAAAGAUCGCACAAAAAAUCGACUUUAGCAAAACCAAUGGAGAGGAUGUUAAAAAGGAGUCUGAAAGUGGUGAAAAGGGAGAGGACGAUACAAAGGAUUCGGCACCCUUCCAGUCCUCUUUAUGGCCAUGGGACAGCGUUAGAAAUAAACUGAGAAAUGCAUUAACAGAAGUAUGUGUCCUAGCAGAUGUUCUUGCUAUAGCAAAAGAGAAACACUAUAUGGUUCUAGAUCCGGUAUCCCAAGAACCAGCUGAAGUAAAACCCAUGAUACAAGUAUAUGCUAGAAAAAAAGCAUUGGCUGGAGCUGCUUCUGUGAUUAUGAUGGGUGCAGAUAGAUUAAAAAAUUGUCAGAAUGAAUUAGCUAGAAAUAGAUCAACACCCGACUUCCAUAUCGAAUUAUUAAGACUAAGGCAAAAUUGGCGUUUGAAAAAAGUUUCUAAUUCGAUUAUCGGCGAUCUUAGUUAUAGAACAGCUGGUUCCAAGUUUCCUCAAACGGGCAUGUUUGAAGUAACGAAGGCAGAAGAGGAAGAAAAGAGCAAUACCAGUCCCCCAGCCUCUCCCAGUGCUGGUAACAAUACAUCUGGACAAGCUCACCAUCCUUCCAAUCCAAAAGCUUCUGCAUUGCGUGUUACUAUUCCUAGCGAAUUGCAAGGUGUUGCUUAUAUAGAAGUAUUAUGCCAAAAAGAUCAAGAGGAUCUUUGUAGUGCGAAUAUUAAUUUACUUAAUAAUAGUGCUCACAGUUCGAAUGCAGACAUGCAUUGGCAACAAAAAUUAGAGGCUGCUCAGAAUGUUCUUUUCUGCAAGGAAUUGUUCAGUCAAUUGGCAAGGGAGGCAGUGCAUUUGCGUGCACCUAUACCUCAUAUGGUUGUUGGAAAUCAAAUAAUGGCAACGGUACUCCCUGGAAUUCAGCUGAUCAUAGGACUCUGCCAUAGUACCGGAAACGAUAAAAAACCGACUGCUCCUCCACCUCAUAAAAGCGAUCACGAUCAUGUGCUUGAACAUUCGUUGCAUCAGUUGCUUCGUGAAGUGCAUCAUAAGAACACUCACCAUCCGUUUCCACAUCCUUCAUCAGGUCCCCUUGGGCCUAGCAAACGAAGAUGUCUAGCUGGUCCAACAGCAGCUGAUAGAUACGAACUCCUAGAAAUGACAAAAAGCCAUACUCUGUUAGAACAAAUAAUUCAACAAGCUCAACACUUUUUUAUGCGUCUGCGUACAGAGUAUGUUCUAGACACGAUAGCAAAGGAAGUGAAAGAUCCUUUGAUCGUUUCUCACUGGAAUGCAUUGAACUCUCCGACGCAAUCGUGCGUUAAAAUUAACAUUCUAACACAUGGAUACGAUAGCGUAUGCAGAACGUCGCUUGUUGUCCACGUCGGAGAGAAGUCAUUAAAAUGCGUUUGCAGAGACGGUAGAGUGAUGCACAUGAGUUAUGAACCCCAAGAACUAAGGGAUCUAAUUUUCUGUCAGAUAUAUCAGCAUCAAAUAACUGCAGUACAAGCGCUAGCUAAAUGUAUGGGUUGGCAAUUUUUAGCAAACAGUUCGCAUCUUGGUUUGGGAGCUGUGGAACCUUUAGGGAAUGCUAGCAGUUGUAUUUUAGCAUCGCCAAUAGGCGACAGGAUGAUUGCAGUGAGGUGCGAGCCACAGACAGGAAUACAAGUAGCAAUAGCCCAUUCCCCAAGAAAAGAUUUUUUUCCUGGACAAUUAGUUAGAGAAAGAAAAUGGGAAAAUCUUGGCGGCUCGUUCAAAGAAGUUCGGUGGGAUAAAAUGGAAGGAAAGAACUUUUUAAAUAAAAUGGAACUGCUGAUGUCUUCAUUGACAAGCUCGUAAAUUUAAUCGAUGAGUGAUUAGGAAUCCAUUUGCUCCACAGGGUGAAAGGUCAUGAAUGUACUUUUAGAUUUUUAUCACGAAACUGAUAUGCAAAAUACAUUUCUUAAUUGUACAAUUGAACGGUGCACUUGUCGAGUGAGAUCUCUCCUGUCUGUGAUUAAUAUCAUUUUCCAUCUUGAUAUAUUUUUACCGGUUCAAGUAUCUAUCUUUCUCUCAACAUUUCUUCCUAUUUCUUUUUCUAAUAAAGUAAUAUUUAAAAUAUGUUUA
Molecule: messenger RNA, 2387 nt
Organism: Megalopta genalis
Lineage: Eukaryota; Metazoa; Arthropoda; Insecta; Hymenoptera; Halictidae
Gene: MED17
Product: mediator complex subunit 17
Biological process (GO): regulation of transcription by RNA polymerase II
Cellular component (GO): core mediator complex; mediator complex
Molecular function (GO): transcription coregulator activity
Source: RefSeq, a predicted model, not a curated record